Condylostylus longicornis is the source of this 4963-nucleotide messenger RNA. RefSeq names its product DEP domain-containing protein DDB_G0279099-like. The coding region runs from base 3427 to 4836 and encodes 469 amino acids. Lineage: Eukaryota; Metazoa; Arthropoda; Insecta; Diptera; Dolichopodidae. Gene Ontology annotation, cellular component: neuron projection membrane. The transcript is spliced from 7 exons. Gene Ontology annotation, biological process: synapse organization. The record is from RefSeq and is a predicted model, not a curated record.
UUUUCAACUUACAAUCAUACUAAAUACAUAAUAUAGACUCCCAUAAUUCCUUUUUCUUGUAAACUCUUACAUAACUUUUUUAUCACAUUUUUAAUAAUAAUUUUUUUCUUCUUUUUAUAUUUUUAGCAAACGAAACACAAUAAAACUUGUAAAAGACAGCAGAGGCUUCAAUAUUCCACAAUAUCAUAAAUGGUAUUCAACAUUAUGCUAUUUCAGUAAAGAAGCCUCCCUAUUACAGUAACCAACUUUAUAGAAUAUCUAGCAAUAGCACUUAAUUCCAACAGCAUAAAAAAAAAAUAAAAUUUAACGAGUGUAAUUUUUAAGUUUAAAUAAAAGACCACCAAACACAUAGUCUCUUCAAUGACUAAAAGGAAGAGUAAUGAAAUGGUGAAAUAAAAAAAAAAUGAAAUGAGAAAAUAGGACGUAAAAUAUUCAUUUCGGUGAAAAAAAAAAGAAAAAAACCCAAAAACGAAAACGAAAUAAUUUGUAAGUGAAAUAAAAACACAAAAAAUGAAUUCAAUAUGCAACGAAGAAAAAGGAACAAUUAUGCUCUAUCCUUGCGUAUAAAACUGAGAAAUGAAAACAUGGACUUAAAGAAAUAAUAAAAAAAAAUUAAAUCAAAAACAAAACAUUCUUAUUACUAAAAAUCCUUUGAAAGGAUACAAGCAAGAAGAAAAUCAGAAAAAAAAAAUAGAACAAAAAAAAAAGAAAUGCAAAGGAAAUUAAGACUUUAAAGAGCAAACGAAAAAUCAUUGCAGUUUUGUUUUUACGUUUUUUUUCCAUUUUUCGUAUUAAAAAUAAUAAUUUUUAACUUUAUUAAAAAAUCUUCUCUUUUUAUUCUUCUUCAAGGAUAAUUUUAGAGUGAUCUUUUAUUGGAUUUAUUAAAAAUACUAAAAAACAAAAAAAAAAUUUUUAGGCUGAAUAUAUAAAAACAAAAAAAAAUAAAAAAUACACAUAAAAUGUUCAAAUUUAUAAAAUGAAAAAAAAAAGUUAUUCUAUCCUGUUAUUAAAGGAUAAAAUAAGAUUUUUUAAGUCUUUGAAAGAAAAAACAAAAUAAAAACGAAAAUGAAAAACUCAUCACUUUAAUCCAAUAAAAAUCAUUUUUGAGCCCAUCUCCCCUUAUUUUACUUACAUACACAUUCUCAUAUUAAUUUAAUGGCAAAAUAUCCAACUAAAAAAAAAAAACAGAAAAAUUAAAUAUAUAGGACACUGGAGCUCUCUUUUAAAAGAACAUUCAAACAUAAAAAAUUUAUUUUAAAUAAAAAUAAAGAAAAAAAAAAUUACAAAAAAAAAUAUUCUAAAGAUUAAAAAUGGAUGAAAUUUUUGUUUAAACUGAAAUCAAGGACAUGAAAUUUUAACAGAUUUGUUUUGUUCUAGCUUUAGAUUGGUGAAGCAGUGAAGUAAAAAUAAAACAAAAAAAAAAUAUUUAAUUUUGCUUUUGAUUUAUUUUUAAAUUUUUCUUUUUACUUUUUUUUUGCCUUUUUUAUUCACUAUAAAUUUGAUGAUCUUAAUUAAAUAAAUGAAAUAAUAUUGCAAAAUUAAAUUAAUUUAUAUUAGGCAGAAUAUUUUACUUUAUCAGAUCAGGGACAAAUGAAGUUAUAGUCCAAGUUUUUUGAUAUUAUUCAAUAAUGAAAAGAAAAAUUAUUUGGAAAGUCUUAAAAUUUUUUUUAAGAUUUAAAAAAAUAAAUAUUUUUAAAAAGUGGAUGAAAAAGCGCCCAAUAAUAAGGUAUAAAACACACUGAUAUAUAGAAGUAUGUAAAACAAAUUAUGCGAGAACAAUUUAAUAACAUAAGAUUCUGCGUUAAAUUAAGAGAUAGCCAACAUACUAUAAGCGAACCUAUUUACAAUAAUAAUAAUAAUAAUAAUAAUAAAAAAUAACAAUAAUAAUAAUAAUAAUAUAGUAAAUAAAAUUACAAUAAUAACAAUAAUAAUGAUUAUAUAAAAGCUAAGAAAAAAAUAUCAUUUUGUUAGAAUAUAUAAAAAAUAUUCUGAAAAAAAAAACACAUACUAUGAAAAUAAAAUUAAGGAUAAAAUAGUGAAAAAAAUAUAAGUGAAAAAUACUAGAAAGAAAAAAAAAUUUUCAAUAUACCAAAAUAUAUACAAUAUACAAACGGUAUAUGCUAUUAUAAUAAUAAUAAUUUAGAAAAUAAUAAUGUCAACUUUUUUUGCUGCACAAUAUUUGCCUAUAAAUUGUUUUCAUUAUAGGGCAAUAUUAUAAUAUUUUACUACUAAUUUAAUAUAGUUAGUAUAUGUAUAUAAUAAAAAAUAAAAAUAUACGAGUGUAAUAUAGAAAAUUGAACAAAAAGACCUAAUUUUUUCACUGUUAUACUCUGGUGUUUGUUAUUUUUUUUUAAAUUUAAUAUGUGAAAUAUUGAUUCACAAAAACUAAAGUAUAACAAUACAUAGCUAUGUAUGAGAAAAGGAUUUUUAGGAAAUAAAAAAAAAUUGAUUGAAAAAAUAAAUUUGUAGCCAUUCUUUUUUUUUAAUAAGAGCUUAAAAAAUUUAAAAGGAUUUUUAUACUAUUAAAAUAAUAUUAUCUACACACAUAUUUCUUUUUGUAUACUAAAAAAUUUGUAAAUUUUUUAUAAUUAUAUGAAAUUUGUGUAUGUAUAACUGUUAUAUAAUAUAUAAACAAUAUAAUAAUAUAGUGUUGAAUUUCGUUUGUGCGACCAGCAAAAACGAAAGAAAAAUAAUUUCAUAAAACAAAAUUAAAGUACGUAAUCUUAAAAGUUUAAUUAUAAAAAUAAAAUAUGUGAAAACUUCACUCAUUCAACAAUAAUAUUGAAUAAGAGAAAAUUCAUCAUAAGAACAACACAGAAUAAAAGAACUAACAACAAGAAAAAAUCCUUAAAUUAUUUUGUUUUUAGAAAGAUGCAAUAUGACAAAUUAGAUCUUGAAUUUAAUUUGAAAUAAUAUUGUAGAAAAACAAAAAAAAACUAAAAGAAAAUAACAAAAUUCGUUUAUUAAUCCAUUUUUAUUUCUUUUUGUUUUUAACUUGUUUUCGUUUCGUAUAGAAUCGUUCAUUUUGUCGGUUCGGUCAAUAGUUCGGUCGGUUGGUUGUUUCGAUACUUUGAUUUCGUUAUUCUAUUAAAUUUAUUCUUUUCUUUUGCUCUUUUUUUCUCUAUUCUUUCGCUGUUCGCUUCGUGUACAUAAAAGAAAACAAUGAAAACAUAGUAACAAUAAUAUUUUUUUCUUAUUAAGAAAAAGAGACAAAGUAAGAAAAUAAUAAUAAUAAAAAGUAAAAUAAUAAUAAUAAGAAAAUAAAAAAAACAUAACAUAAAACGAAAACAAAACGAAAGAAAAAAAAUAAGAGAAAAUAAAUAGAGAAUAAGAAGAGAAAAGAAAUAAUAGAAGAAGGAGGAAACAAAAACAACAAACAAACAAAAAAAGAAUCGUUUCUAACUGGAAAUUACUGAUGAAAUAAUAAUGGCGUCUUUGGAUUUAACAAAACCAAAUAUUUUACGAAUGCUUACGCUGCUAUUUGUAAUAUCAGUCACUACAACGACAGUUAAUGUUGAAGCCGCACAACGAGAAACCGGAAAGCAAAAAGAUAUAAAUAAUGUUAAUCCAAGCAGUAACAGUAACAGUAUGCAUGGAAAUGUUAAUAAUGAUAGCAAUAUUGCAAUUGGUAGUACAAAUUUAAAUGGUAUAAGUGGUAGCAGUGGCAGCAAUAGCAACAGUAACAUUCAUAGCAGUAGUAAUAAUAAUAAUAACGGCAAUAGUGGCGACGGUAAAACCAGUAAUAAUAAUGCUGGUAAUAGUAAUAGUGGUAUUACACAAAAUUCAAUGCAAAAUAUAAAUGGAAAUGGUAGUAGCAGCAGUAGUAGCAAUAGCCCCAGCAGCAGCAGUAGUAGUAGUAGCAGCAUUAGUAAUAGUGGUAACAAUAGUAAUAAUUUAAAUAAUCUUUCAAAUAAUAAAGAUAAUAAUAAUAGUGGUGGUGGUAGUAAUAAUAAUAAUAAUAAUAAUAAUAAUAAUGGUAAUAAUAACAGUGGGAAUAGUAAUAAUGCAAUUACAACACCUUCAAGUAAAAAUACAUAUGUUGAAGUUGAAGAAACACGUAAUGGGCCAUAUUUUGAUAAAGCUGCAUCAAAGAAUGUUACAGCAUUAUUAGGUAAAACAGCUUACCUUAAUUGUAGAGUGAAAAAUUUAGGAAAUAAGACGAUGCUUCUACAAGUAUCAUGGGUUAGACAUCGUGAUAUACAUUUACUAACUGUUGGACGGUAUACAUAUACAUCGGAUCAACGAUUUCGAGCCAUCCAUCAGCCGCAAACUGAAGACUGGAUUUUACAAAUAAAAUAUCCUCAACAUAGGGAUUCUGGAAUUUAUGAAUGUCAGGUUUCAACGACACCACAUAUGAGCCACUACAUACAUUUAAAUGUUGUUGAACCAUCAACGGAAAUUAUUGGUGCGCCAGAUUUAUAUAUAGAAAGUGGGUCUACAAUAAACCUUACGUGUGUUAUAAUGAAUUCACCAGAACCACCUGCAUAUAUAUUCUGGAAUCACAAUGAUGCGAUAAUUAACUAUGAUUCACCAAGAGGUGGUGUUUCAGUUGUUACAAUUAAAGGCGAAACAACAACAUCAUUUCUACUAAUAAAAAAUGCAAGGCCAUCGGACUCCGGGCAAUAUCAAUGUAACCCGUCCAAUGCCAAAAGCAAAAGUGUAACUGUACAUGUUCUUAAUGGGGAGUUCCCAGCAGCAAUGCAGCGCGCGGGCCAAGCGCAUCAUCGGAUGUCACCAAACCAUUACCUAUUAGUUUACCUAUCAAUAUUAUUAUCUACAUUAGUAUUUAUCAAAUAUCAUCAACAUUAUUUUCCAUCAAAUCAAAUUGUAUCCUAACAAUAUUAUUAAAUAUAUUUAUUAAAUAUAUUUUUAUUGAAAUAAUUAUAAUUAAAUUUAUAAUUAAUUUAAUAAGAUUAAUAAUAUUUAAUAUAAAACAACAAUAUAUAAUAUGUGAAAACUUAUA